Molecule: messenger RNA, 2360 nt
Organism: Hyla sarda
Lineage: Eukaryota; Metazoa; Chordata; Amphibia; Anura; Hylidae
Gene: NEFL
Product: neurofilament light chain
Exons: 4
Coding region: 189-1745 (518 amino acids)
Biological process (GO): neurofilament bundle assembly
Cellular component (GO): postsynaptic intermediate filament cytoskeleton; axon; intermediate filament
Molecular function (GO): structural constituent of postsynaptic intermediate filament cytoskeleton
Source: RefSeq, a predicted model, not a curated record
ACGCGAGCUGUACUAAUGAUUCCGGGGGGAGCCGCCUGGAUACUGUGCAGUGUGAACUGUCCGCCGUCCUUGGUGCUGGGUGAUGAAGUGCGCUGUCCUGUGCGCAUGCGCGCCCCUUCCGUCUCUCUCCCCCACCACCCCAGUCCUAUAAGUAGGUGCGCCGUACAGAGUUGCGUCCAGCCGGCACCAUGAGCUCCUACAGCUACGAGCAGUAUUACAGCAGCGCCCCCUACAAGCGCAGGGUGGUGGAGAGCAGCCCCCGGGUGCACCUCCGGAGCAGCUAUGCGUCCCCCAGCCGGAGCAGCUACUCCACCGUGCGCCGCUCCUAUGGCUCCUCGUCCUCCGCCCUGAUGUCCGGCUCCGCCAGCGCCUCCGUCGACCUGAACCAAGUGGCGGCGAUCAGCAGCGACCUGAAGAUCGUCCGCACCCAGGAGAAGGUGCAGCUGCAGGACCUCAACGACCGCUUCGCCAACUUCAUCGAGCGGGUGCACGAGCUGGAGAAGCGCAACAAGGUGCUGGAGGCCGAGCUGAUGCUGCUCCGCCAGAAGCACAGCGAGCCGUCCCGACUACGCGACCUGUACGAGCGCGAGGUGCGCGAGCUGCGCAUGGCGCACGAGGACGCGGUGGGUGACAGGCAGAGCUUACGCGCCGAGCGGGAACGGCUGGAGGAGGCGCUGCGCGCUCUGCAGGGGCGGUACGAGGAGGAGGCGCUGAGCAGGGAGGACGCAGAGGCCAGGCUGCUGGAGAUCAGGAAGGAGGCCGACAUGACCUCCCUGGCCAGGGCCGAGCUGGAGAAGAGGAUGGACAGCCUGCUGGACGAGAUAGCCUUCCUGAAGAAGGUGCACGAGGAGGAGCUGGCCCAACUCCAGUCCCAGGUCCAGUAUGCCCAAAUCUCCCUGGAGGUGGACGUGGCCAAGCCGGACCUGAGCUCGGCCCUGCGCGACAUCCGGGCCCAGUAUGAGAAGCUGGCGGCCAAGAACAUGCAGUCGGCCGAAGAGUGGUUCAAGUCCAGGUUCACCGUCCUGACGCAGAGCGCGGCGCGCAAUACUGACGCUGUUCGUGUGGCCAAGGACGAGGUGUCGGAGAGUCGGCGGAUGCUCAAAGCCAAGGCGCUCGAGAUCGACGCCUGCAGGGGGGUGAAUGAGGCACUGCAGAGGCAGAUCCAGGAGCUGGAGGACAAGCAGAACCAGGAGAUCGGAGGCAUGCAGGACGCCAUUAACAAAUUAGAGGAUGAGUUACGGAAUACGAAGAGCGAAAUGGCGAGAUACCUGAAAGAGUACCAGGACUUGUUGAAUGUCAAGAUGGCGCUGGACAUAGAGAUAGCUGCAUACAGAAAGUUACUGGAGGGAGAGGAGACCAGACUGAGCUUCUCCGGUGUCGGAGCCAUCACCAGUGGUUACACACAAAGUGCUCCGAUAUUUGGCCGAUCAGCCUACAGCCUGCAGAGCAGUUCAUACCUCUCCACACGCUCCUUCCCCACCUACUAUGCCAGCCAUGUGCAAGAAGAACAACUGGAUGUAGAAGAGACCAUUGAGUCCUCCAGAGCAGAAGACGCCAAAGCGGCACCUCCAGAAGAAGAAGAAGAGGCUGCUGAGGAGGAAGAAGAGGCAGAAGGAGAGGGUGAAGAAGAGGGAGAAGGUGAAGGAGAAGAAGAGGAGGAUAAAGGAGAAGAGGAAGCUGAGGGAGAAGGUGAAGAAGAAGAGGAAGAAGAAGCUGCAGAGGAAAAACCCAAAGCUAAAAAAUAGGUUAACACCCCUGCAGAACGAAACAGAUGUCCCUGCUCUUCACCACCAAUACACUUAUUCCCCUUGUGGCACACAGACCAACCCCCAAACACCUCUAUGGUUGUGUUACCUUUCAUGUCUAGAUUUGGACCCUUCCGCUUUACGCAGAGACCCAGCCCCACCCUGACCAGCCCCUCCCCCAGGUUGUGCAUGGUAACUACAGGUGAGUCCAAAACCCAGAGCUUCCACUCAUUUCGAUACCUGUGCAGGAAGGUUUUCCAGCACAGUAGGUUUAUUUUUUUAACAUAGUCUUCUUUUUUAACCCAUUAACUACCACACAACCAGCAGAAAAUUCCAUAGCAAUACCUUCAAUUCCACGACUUCCCUUUUAAAUCAGAGCAAGCAAUGCUUGUGUUUUUUUUUCCACAGUAUGGUUUAAAGGAGAAAUCCAUUUUUUUGUUUUUGUUUUUUGGUUCUGUCUGAUCACUAUGUUGCACCUUAUCCCCAUCCACUAGGCACAGCCAACUGCAAGGCAAUGGGGAGCUGCAGCUAAAGAAUUUGUUGGCGGCUUUUGUGGAUCUGUGUAUUGUAAGCGCAAUAAAGAGGCAAAACAGCAUCCAAUCAGCAAACUGAAAA